Astyanax mexicanus (Mexican tetra) is the source of this 5286-nucleotide messenger RNA. RefSeq lists its product as uncharacterized. Gene Ontology annotation, biological process: positive regulation of translation; positive regulation of cell size. The record is from RefSeq and is a predicted model, not a curated record. The transcript is spliced from 3 exons. Bases 1170 to 2861 code for a protein of 563 amino acids. NCBI's taxonomy places the organism in Eukaryota, Metazoa, Chordata, Actinopteri, Characiformes, Acestrorhamphidae.
CUUUCCCCUUCUCUUUCUCUCCCCUCCCCGUUGCAGGCAGUGUGGAAUCCUGGCUGUGUUUAAUUGGCGAGUGGCAGGCAGGCUCGAGAGGGAGAGAGAGAGAGCAAGAGAGAGAGAGAGAGAGAGAGAAACCAGGAGUGUGGGAGAUCUGAGGGAGCGUUCGGGACUCAUAUGGAGAGGCAACGUCUUUACGAGCCGCAACUCUCUGAGACUUUCUGAGAGGGAGGCAGAACGAGCGAGAGAGGGAAGGAUAGAGAGAGAGGGAGGGAUAUAGUAAGAGAGGAAGAGAAAAAAAAGAGAGAGAGAUAAACUGUGACAGAGCGACAUGGAAUGGUUUAGAUUUUGGGAGGGGGGGAGUUGACUCCAAGAAUUUGUACGUACUGCGAAGACAGGCAAGGAGUGAGGUUACGUAGAAAGGUACAGAAAGGUAAAGAGAGAGAUCGAGACUUUGAGAGAGGGAUCUAGAGAGAGAGAGGAACGGAGAGAGAGAGAGAAAAGGAGGUAAGAAGAAGGUAAAGAGAGAUGAGGCAAAGUAAGGGGAGAGAGACAAAGUGCAGCAAAGUGAGGGAUAUAGGUACAGGAAAGCCUGCAGCAGAGUGAGGGAAGAAGUGGAGGGGGGUGGGUGAGAGAAAAAAGGGAGGGAGGGAGAAAGGGAAGAGAGGGAGAGAAAGAGAGAAAGAGAGAGAGAGAGAGGGAGAGAGAGAGAGGCCCAUCACCAGAGAGAGUGCAACUUGCUCGCUGCAUACGGGAAGUGAGAGAAGUUGUGGAGAGGGGCAGAGAGAGAGAGAGAGGGAGAAAAGAGGGAAAACAAGGGGAGGUUAGAAAAAGAACCAGGAGGAAGGAAGGGGGAGGUGAGCAGGCUUGAGCAGGAGAGAGAGGGAAAGAGAGAGAGGGAGAAAGAGAGAGAGAAAGAUUGAGUGAAGUUGCAAAAGUAAGAAAGUGCAAACAAACAGAAAAGUCAGAAGCCAGAGAGAAACAGUAUGUGAAAAAGGAAAGAGGGAAGGUAGAGAGAAAAAAAGAGAGUAAGAAAAGGAGGAGUGCAAGAAAGAGAAACUACGCAGAUGAGAAAAACAGCCUUAGUGAAUGGCCCGGGUGGGGAGGAGAGAGAGGGGAGGAAACCAGUUGUUUUGUAAGUCGUCGGCCUGGGCGGCUUCUGGACUCCUGCUGGUAUGCAUUUGGGAAAGGCGGCAACAGGACAACGCGUCCUCCAUCCAGCCCAGGACUACUGCCGCCUCUGCUCGCUCCAGGGACCAGCCCUCUCCCAUGGGCAAGAGCCCAUGGAUGGGCCAUGCCUGUCUCCAGCGGACAGUCUAAGCCCUGUCCAGUGGCGGGACUUGGGGGACUUGCCUGUGCCCUUUCCUUCAGAGGUCCGAAUGCCGGAGGACAGCAUGGGGUACCCUGACCUUUGCAUACCUCAGAGAAGGCACUUUUACCUGGGACCAAGCCACUACCAUGUGCCUGAGAGCUGUAGUAGCCCUCCUUGCUACUCGUGGAGGGAGGUAAGAGCUUGCAGAUGGGACUGGCCAGUGGACCCCAGGCUUGCUCCAUGCGCGUGCAUCUGGGAACGACACAGGGACUGCGGUUGCUCAAGGCAAUGGUAUCCUCCAGAGUUGCCACCGCAUCCCUUCAACGGCAGCGCCGUCUCGCAGCUCCUGCCAACUAAGGUCAGGGGUCAGCGGUACUACACAGAGGCCCGAUAUGUGUCGGAGGAGCAUUACUGGGACUGUGUAAGUGAGAACUAUCACAGAGGCGUACAUUCCCAAGAACCUGACUUUGACAACCUGGACGCACCUGCUUACAAUGGACAUUGUGAAAGAAGACAUGUCAGAUUUCAGGGACACGAUGACGAAAUCAGUUGCGACAGCCAGGACACUGAUGGGGCAACCAGUCCCGCAAAGACGCAUUGUAAUGGGUCCCCAGCCUUCUUUUCCACAGAGGUGCCCCAAAGCAAGUUCAGGAGCUCCAGGACAUCGGCUCCCAGGCCGUCAGCGAGCAGACCCUGGGGAGAAGAAGAGGCAGAGAUGGGUCAAAAAGGGAGGCUGGGGGAUGGUGGAGAUGAGGACAGCAGGAGGAAACAGAGGAAAAGCCAAGGAACCGUGCGGGAGCAGAUCAAACAAGUGGUCACGGAGUUGGAAGACGUACUUGGGGGUCUAAAGCAGGUCCAGUUGGAGAUGAAAGAGGUGGUCCAACAGAUUGACAUCCUGACCUCCAACAUAGACCUGGGUGGUGAGGAGCAGAGGCCAUGCAACGGUCCGCUGCAGGAUCCCAGACACCAGGGCAACCGCUUUGGAGUGGUGGCACUCGUACAUAACUCAAACGGAGAUAUGAUGGAAUCAACGACAAGAGACAAGAGCUCUCGGCCAGGUCAGGUCAAGUCGCGGACUGCGCAUUCCUCGUCGGACCACAGCAUAGCUUCUGUGGCCGCGAUGGCUGCUUCUCAUGCCAACAGCCGCACCGCCACAAAGAACCACACAAACCCGUCGUCUCCUGUCCACACUACAUUUGCUGUUGAGUCUGCCGGCUGCAGAGGAAUGAAUCACACGUCUGCAACAGAAUCGCAGAGGACUAAGAGUUCCGCCAAUGGAGACUGCCUGCGAGCCAGACCUCCCAGAGUCAGAGUCAAAGAUCUCCAGAACCAAAGAUCUAGACUGGAUUACAUGCUCCCCUCAAAGCUUAGCUCUAUUCCUGAACCCUCAUUUCCUCUGACACCCAUUGGCCUCUCAAAGACCCAGAAACCCCCACCGUACCCCCAGAACGGACAAGCCAAAAUGCCCAAUCAGGAUGUAAGCCAUUCUUCAAACGGGCUCAAGACACCUCCGUACUGUGGAAAACAAAAACAGCUAACGUCCACCAUGGUGUAAAUAGAGGGACGGGGUGAGACAGGGGUCCCGCUGCCUCAGAGCUCUGUCUGUCUGUCAGUCUGUCUGCAGUCCUGAGGACAGCACACACCCACACAUACCCAUAAACAACCUCAACCAGAUUUUUUUUCCCAAGCGUCCACGCGAUUAGGUAACUCAGGGGAUGGAUGGACGCCACUUAGUGGAGCUGCUGCUACCAGCAAGAUGAGGACGUCUUACUACUGGACAAGAAAGCAGUUCCAGUGGAAAGUUCCAGAAACAGCUCAGUUUUUGCCUUUUUCCUCUCUCUCUCUCUCUCUCUCUCUCUCUCUCUCUCUCUCUCUUUCCUCUCUCUUUCUCUUUCUAUCUCUCUAUUUAUCUAUCUACUCAAGCCUGACUGCACUGUGUCCACCUACAGAACAAAGCUGCCCUUUCUAGGCUCACGCAGGACCUACCUGUGACCUGCUCUCUGAAUUUUUACCUUUUAAAGGUAAAAAUCUACAGAUGAAUAAGCUGCUCCUUGUUUGGGAAGAAAGUCCAGAUUGAGUUCUGGCACCCAGAUAUUAUUAUCUAUUAUGCAACUAUUGUUAUGAUGACUGUGAGAGGACUGCUACGCUGACCAAAAAAGAAAAAACGAAUCAAGAAAAAAAUCAACUUUGUUUAAAAUGUUUUAAUAUUCCUUUUAUCACUGCUGAAAUGAACAAUGUCCGGCGGGGAAACAAUCAAUGUAAAAACUGAAGCCAUGUGAUACAAAGAAGUCUACAGUAUACAGUAUAAUCAGCCUGUGUGUUCUGUGGUCCAGAGUGAAGCGUAAUAAAGCUAUAAGUGUUUAUUCCUCUGGACCUCUGGAUUUCAACUCAUUAACUUUGUUAUACUGGAUUAUUUUAAGCAGCAUUCAUAGCCACUAUAAGCCAUUUGUACAGUAUAGACUGUAUGUAUGUGGGUCCUUAUCAGAAUAAUGAGUGCCUUUUAGUGUCUCUACUUAACUUUAAAUAAUGAUUUAUUAUAUUUAUAGGACUUCAGAUUUUCCCAGCUUAAUCACUUCAUAUCUUCACUUUUUAUCUCAUGUCAUUAAUGUGUCUGUGCACCCUGCCAUUGGAAAGCUGCGUGAGAGGGUGGACAGUGACAGGGUGGACAGUCACAGUGUGGACUUUGACGGGGUAGUCAGUGAAGGGGUGGAUAGUGACAGGGUGGACAGUAACAGGACUAUGAAAGGAUGGACAAUGACAGGGUGGACAGUAACAGGGUGAACAGUGACAGGGUGGACAGUAACAGGGUGGACAGUGACAGGGUGGACAGUGACAGGAUGGACAGUGACUGGAUUGGCAAUUUAACUCAUGGUUGACCUCGAGUGGCAGGCAUAUUAAUUUGUUCAUGUUUAUGGUCACUUUUUUCCCCCUGUCAUGUAUGUUUCUGUCCACCCUGUCAUGGUAAGCUGCAGGAAAGGACAAUGACAGGGUGGACAAUUUUAGCUUUUAAUGAAAACAUGGUUGACCUAGAGUUGCAAACAUUUUACUGCGACAGGAUGGACAACAUUACACAACAUUUACAUGAGCUCAAAAGAGACUAAUAUAUUUUAUUGCAAUAUUUUUAUGCAAAAUUAAUAUUAUUCAUUGCUGAACUUGCAGCUUUUAGUAUUUAGCCCCUCUGAAAAUUAAAGAGUGUAAUAUUUGUGAUGUUACUGUUGUCAAAGGAAAGGUUACUCUCCUAAAGGGGCGGAGUUAUCCGAGGAUCCCAGGAUGACAGGGUGGACAUAUUUAGUGUUUAAUGAAUACAUGGUUGACCUAGAGUGACAGACAUGAUGAAUUGUUCAUUCAGUUUAUUUUUUUAUUUUUAUUUCCUGUCAUACAUACGUCUGUCCAUCCUGUCAUGGUAAGCUGUGUAACAGGGUGGACAGUUUUAGUGUUUAGUAAAAAGGUGGUUGACCUAAAAUAUAUAAAUGCUAUAAUUUAAUGCAAUAUUUUUUAUAUGCAAAAUUAUUACUAUUCAUUGCUGAACAUGCAGCUUUCAGUUUAAAGGGGCGAGGUUAUCCCAGGAUGACAGGGUGGACAGGGAACUCUUGGACCCAUUUAAAUAAUUUACUGAAUAAAUGAAAUGACUAAAAUGUAAAUGUAUUUGUUUAAAAAUUGUUAUUUGACCAAUUAAAAUACAUUUUCAACUUAGCCAGGCAGCACUGCAGUCAUGCACUCAAAAAGCCACCCUCAUCACCGAAGAAAAGUGUGUAAAAUCUACAAAAAGUACUAUAAAGUAAUGUUUAACAUUCCUGUUCUUGAGUGUUCAGACACAAAAGGCACAUUAUUCUGAUAUUGGCCCAUUUAAGUAGUAACAGCAUUGACACGUUGUGGUCAGAAGAGGGCGCUUUAGGCUACUGAAAGAUGCAAAAGACUUAAUGACUCAAGAAUGUGUAAUGAAGCUCACCGGAAAUAAAAAAUGGGAACAUUAUAAAGCA